Erinaceus europaeus (western European hedgehog) is the source of this 6229-nucleotide messenger RNA. RefSeq names its product folliculin interacting protein 1 (gene FNIP1). The record is from RefSeq and is a predicted model, not a curated record. Gene Ontology annotation, molecular function: protein-folding chaperone binding; ATPase inhibitor activity. Gene Ontology annotation, cellular component: cytoplasm. NCBI's taxonomy places the organism in Eukaryota, Metazoa, Chordata, Mammalia, Eulipotyphla, Erinaceidae. The transcript is spliced from 18 exons. The coding region runs from base 98 to 3598 and encodes 1166 amino acids.
AUAUGACUGAGGCGCCCAUGGGGGUGGCGGGGCGGCUCUAGGAGCUGGGCGCCAAGCGAGCGCCCUGAAGAGCGACCCCAGCUUGGCGGUGGCUGGCAUGGCCCCCACGCUGUUCCAAAAGCUGUUCAGCAAGAGGAACGGACUGGGCUCGCCCGGUAGGGACGCCCGGGACCCGGACUGCGCGUUCAGUUGGCCUUUGCCAGAGUUUGAUCCAAGCCAGAUUCGGCUGAUUGUAUAUCAAGACUGUGAAAGACGAGGGAGGAAUGUCUUGUUUGACUCCAGUGUUAAGAGAAAAAAUGAAGAAAUAUCAGUUUCGAAACUCUGCAGUGAUGCUCAAGUUAAAGUCUUUGGGAAAUGCUGCCAACUGAAACCUGGAGGAGAUAGUAGUUCUUCUUUGGACAGUUCUGUGACUUCAACUUCUGAUGUAAAGGACCAGUGUCCUAAGUAUCAGGGUUCUCGGUGCUCCUCUGAUGCCAGUAUGCUUGGAGAGAUGAUGUUUGGCUCAGUUGCAAUGAGCUACAAAGGAUCCACCCUAAAAAUUCAUCAGAUUCGUUCUCCUCCACAGCUUAUGCUCAGCAAAGUAUUUACUGCACGAACUGGCAGCAGUAUUUGUGGAAGUCUCAAUACGCUACAAGACAGUCUUGAAUUUAUCAAUCAGGACAACAAUACAUUAAAGGCUGAUAAUAACACAGUUAUUAAUGGACUACUUGGAAAUAUAGGUCUUUCACAGUUCUGCAGCCCCAGGCGGGCAUUCUCUGAACAGGGUCCGCUCCGCCUGAUCAGGAGCGCCUCUUUCUUUGCAGUUCACAGCAACCCAAUGGACAUGCCUGGAAGAGAGCUGAAUGAGGACAGAGACAGUGGCAUAGCACGCUCUGCAUCACUCAGUAGCUUGCUUAUUACUCCAUUUCCCUCCCCAAACUCUUCACUUACCCGAAGUUGUGCCAGUAGCUACCAGCGACGAUGGCGACGCAGCCAAACAACCAGUUUGGAGAAUGGUGUAUUUCCUAGGUGGUCUAUAGAAGAAAGCUUUAAUUUGUCAGAUGAAAGUUGUGGCCCUAAUCCAGGAAUUGUGAGGAAAAAAAAGAUUGCAAUUGGUGUAAUCUUUUCAUUAUCCAAAGAUGAAGAUGAAAAUAACAAAUUCAAUGAAUUCUUUUUUUCACAUUUUCCUCUCUUUGAAAGUCACAUGAACAAACUGAAGAGUGCAAUAGAACAGGCUAUGAAAAUGAGCCGGAGAUCAGCCGAUGCCAGUCAAAGGAGUUUGGCAUAUAAUCGGAUAGUUGAUGCUCUAAAUGAAUUCAGGACAACAAUUUGUAAUCUUUAUACAAUGCCACGAAUUGGAGAGCCUGUCUGGCUUACAAUGAUGUCUGGGACUCCAGAAAAGAACCAGCUUUGUCAUCGUUUCAUGAAGGAGUUCACUUUUCUAAUGGAAAAUGCUUCUAAAAAUCAAUUCUUGCCAGCACUCAUUACUGCAGUUCUGACCAAUCAUCUUGCCUGGGUUCCAACAGUCAUGCCUAAUGGACAGCCACCUAUAAAAAUAUUUUUAGAAAAACAUUCCUCUCAGAGUGUGGACAUGUUGGCAAAAACUCAUCCAUACAACCCACUCUGGGCACAACUGGGGGACUUAUAUGGCGCUAUUGGCUCUCCUGUACGCUUAGCAAGAACUGUGGUAGUCGGCAAACGACAAGACAUGGUUCAGAGACUGCUUUAUUUUCUUACUUAUUUCAUAAGAUGCUCUGAACUUCAGGAAACUCAUCUUUUAGAAAAUGGAGAAGAUGAAGCCAUUGUUAUGCCUGGCACAGUAAUUACAACCACUUUAGAGAAAGGUGAAAUAGAAGAAUCAGAAUAUGUGCUUAUUACGAUGCAUAAAAACAAAAGUAGUUUGCUCUUUAAAGAAUCAGAAGAGAUAAGGACUCCAAAUUGUAAUUGUAAAUAUUGUAGCCAUCCGCUGCUUGGACAAAAUAUAGAGAAUGCUUUACGACAAGAGAGAGAAGAUAUUCAAAACAACUCUAAGGAGCUGCUAAGAAUUUCAAAUGAGUGCAGAAUGAAUUCCUCUUCUGACUGCCAGCAUGCAAAUGCUGAUGGUGCUAAACAGUACAGAGAUAAGUUGAGAGCUUGCCUUGACACCAAGCUAGAGACAGUUGUUUCCACAGGAUCUGCUCCAAUAGACAAAUGUGAAUUGUCAAAGUCAGGCUUAGAGCCAGCAGAAGAGACAUGGCAGAGUGAAGAAUUGCUGGAUUCAGAUAAUCACACAGGCAAAGUGUUGAGACCUACAGGGCUGGUUGUGGAAAAAAAGCCCCCAGAUAAGCUUGUCCCUACUGCAUUUUCUUGUGAGGCAGCCCAGACAAAGGUUACUUUCUUGAUUGGAGAUUCUAUGUCACCUGACUCAGAUACUGAACUCCGGAGCCAGGCAGUGGUGGAUCAGAUUACCAGACAUCACACCAAAACACUGAAGGAAGAAAGAGGGACUACUGAUCAGAGUCAAGAAACUAAACAGACAACAGAGGACCAAUCUAGAGAGUCUGAUAUACCAAACAUUGUUUCUGGAGAGUCCUGUGAACUUUCCUGUUGGAGUAAUUCAGACCCAGAAAGCAUAAGUAUGUUUGAUGAGUAUUUUAAUGAUGAUUCAAUUGAAACCAGGACUAUUGAUGAUAUUCCAGUUAAAACAAAUACAGAUAGUAAAGGACACUGUUAUAUGUUAGAGUUUUCAAAAAAAUUGUAUAUAAAAAAUAGCAAACAGAAUAAUGACUUUUGUAACUGUGUAGAAACAGUUCACCAAGAUACAUGUAAAACCUGCUUUCCUCAGCAGGACCAAAGAGAUAAACUCUCCAUUCUUGUCCCCCAUGGGGAUAAAGAGAGUUCUGAGAAAAAACUUGUUGUAGGAACUGAAUGGGACAUUCCAAGAAAUGAAAGUUCAGACAGUGCCCUUGGGGAUAGUGAAAGUGAAGAUACAGGUCAUGAUAUGACUAGACAAGGAAGCAAUUAUUAUGGAGGAGAGCAAGAAGAAUGGACAGAAGAGGAUGAAAUACCUUUUCCUGGAUCAAAGUUAAUUGAAGUUAGCGCUGUUCAGCCCAAUAUUGCUAACUUUGGCAGAUCUUUGUUGGGUGGCUACUGCUCAUCUUAUGUGCCUGACUUUGUUCUUCAAGGAGUUGGAAAUGAUGAGAGACUUCGUCAGUGCCUAGUAUCAGAUUUGUCUCAUGCUGUGCAGCAUCCAGUGUUGGAUGAACCAAUAGCAGAAGCAGUCUGUAUUAUAGCAGAUAUGGAUAAGUGGACUGUUCAAGUGGCUAGUAGCCAGAGACGAGUGACUGAUAAUAAACUGGGAAAGGAAGUACUGGUUUCCAGUCUUGUUUCCAGCCUACUUCAUUCCACUCUUCAACUUUAUAAACAUAAUUUGUCUCCAAAUUUUUGUGUAAUGCAUCUUGAAGACCGCUUACAGGAGCUAUAUUUCAAGAGCAAAAUGCUGUCUGAAUACUUAAGAGGACAGAUGCGUGUUCAUGUCAAGGAACUGGGAGUGGUUCUGGGGAUUGAGUCCAGUGACCUUCCUCUUCUGGCUGCUGUUGCAAGCACUCACUCUCCCUAUGUUGCUCAGAUACUCCUUUAAUGUGCACAAGGUUGUUAGAAAUGGAUGUCAGUGUGGAAUAUUAAGUUGAAAAGUCAAGGAUACAGAAACAAUGUAAUUACAGAUUUUUUGUUCCUGCCCUGUUAGAAUUUCAUCUGCAUCAGUAACUUGGAUAUCUUCCAUUGCAUUGCAUAUCUUGUGAUCAAUUUUUCCUUUUGAGUAAACUUUUGAGCAUUGAUAAUUUUUAAUAUACUGUACCUUUAAAAACAUAAAUAAUUUUUGGGAGAAAACAUUUGAAAAGGCCAAAAAUAUACUUAGAAAUUUCUAUAAAAUUAACAGCACUAACGAAUUUCAUAUGAUAUCUGUGAUAUUGUAAAAAAUCAAGUAACAUGGUUCAUUCAGAUGUGAGUCAUUUUAUGAAGUCAUUAAUUCAUUACAUCUAGGUAACAGCAAAUAUAAACAUUUUUUGUUUCUCAAUUCAAAAUAAUUUUCUGACAUUUCUGAAAGUAUGGAAGACAGUAUAUAACAAUAACAAUAAACUCAGAAUAAUGAGUAUAAAUUUGUGUUACAUUACUACCCGCAUGUACAUAUGUAUCUACUUUUUUGAAUAGACCAGGUAGACUGCAAGAUUGCUAAACAUGUCUCUCUCUCUCUCUUUUUUAAAAUAUUUUCAACUAUUAUUGACUAUAUAUAAUGUUGAACUAUUACUUUCUAGUGUUUUGUUUAAUGAACCCUAAGUUACAAGUAAAACCAAUCUUUUUUAAAGACUAAGGAGUGUAGAUUCCUAAAAUAAAAAUACUUUAUAACAUGUUUUGCUUAUAAUUCUUAUAUAAUACUUAUAUUUGCUAUCGAAUUUAAUAAAUAAAAAAUUAGGAUUAAAAAUUACACCAAAGCAUUGACAUAAAUUAAUCCUAUUUCUUUUAAAAGUGCUCAGGUAGCUGAGACCCUUCCUUUUCUGGUAUCAGCCCCUUUCCAGCCCAUGUGAACUAAGUAUUUGUCUCACUGCUUCAUAAUGUCAGUUUACACUAGUAGAACACAUUAUCUCUUAAAAAUUCUCUGUAAUAGCUCCUCUCUUCAAAAAACUGUUUUUUGCAAAGAUUUUCACUUUUCAAUUGUUACUAGUUCUUGUAUAUAUUACAGAGUGUUGCUUGUAAGAAAAGCAAAUAUUCGAACCAAACUUCUGUAAGUAUUGUAAAUAGAAAGAUGGGUAGAUAAAGUUUUCAAUAUGCUCUACUACCUCAGUUUACUUGAAUACGACAUUAGGAAUUCUUCUUUACUUACCUGGUUUAAGAUAUUUUUAAUGCUGGAAAUAAAGUUGGUUUCUUCUGUCAUGGACUGUUUUCAUUAUAAUUGUUUGAUUAGCUUAUAAAAACAAAACCACUUGCUUAUUCUGUUACUAAAUACAUUUAUUGUAUAAUAUAUACCUUCUUGCUAUUUAAAUUUUCAGUAAUUAGGGGAGAAUGUGGUUUGUUUAGUCUUUGAUCUUCAAUUUAUAGCAAUGGCUACAUUUACCCAUGGUUUUUUGUGUACUCAAGAAAUCUAGAUAAAAGAAGAGAUGUUUAAUGGAAUGUAAACCUGAAAUUGGUGUACAGUCAGUUUGGCCCUUUAAUAAUCUACUCCCACUUAAUACCAAGUCUGCCAGGGCUAAAUCACUGCCAAAGUGUAAUUUUCUUUGUCUUAAUUUUCUUAUUCCAUCUAUUAAUAAAAUUCUCUCCUAGUCUGGAAUUCUGUCAGUUUCUCUGGCAGGUUUUAUGUGGGCCAUUGUAGAUUUUUUUCUUCUUGUAGCUCAGAAUGAUAUCUAGCAGGUACACAAUUUUUAUUUUGUAUAUUGAAAUAAUUCCAAAGGACAUAACUAGUAUAAUCUGAACAGAUCAAUGACUAAACAAAGAAAUGGAAGUGGCAUUAACAAAUGCUUCAUAAAAGUAAACUAUUUGCAGUUCUAUUUGAAGCUCCUAGCAAAUUCCUAGUUAGUUAGACUUCAAUAAGUAAAUGGCUUAUGUUUCCAAACUUGGAUAGAAUGGAAAAGGCCCAUAAUUUCUUAUAGAAAAUUAAUCCUUAUAGGAUUUCUUUGUUUUAUAAUUCCCAAGUCUUCUGUAGUUUCUCUUGACUUUGUGAUAGUUAUUCUUUCCUUACACAAAGCCCAAGAAAUGAGCUAUUUCUUUAAAAUGUGGUCAUUGUGAAGAAUGUGAAGCAUUUUUGACCACUUUGAAUUUUUUUUUUUAAUGGUACAAACAACAGUAUGUGUUACAUAUCUUAAAAAACCUGUUUGUCACAACAGGACAUGAAAAAGGGAUCUUUGCAUUGUAGAUUUAAAAAAGAGUUUUUCCUUGUAUAUAAAACAGUUGGUUUGAUUUUAACAUUACUGGCUUUUAUUAAUGUCUUAACUUUGGUUUUAAAAAUGUUAAGUGCAAUAAACAUACUAGUACAGAUUUCAUUUUGUUGUAAUUGGCUUACACUGGUGAUGAUCACUUUUAAAAUAACAUUUUCACAAUACCUAAUUCUGGUAGAUGUCUUACAAGAAUGUUUUGCUUUCUCUUAAGUUAUUUAGAUGGUGGGAUAUAUAAAAUGUACAUACUUUUUCUUUGUUCUGUAUACAUUUCUCAAGUGUACACCUGUAUUAUAAUCUCCCAGUUCUAGGGGAAAUUUGUGCAAUAAAUACACAUGUCAAUUUGA